Messenger RNA from Rotaria socialis, 1155 nucleotides. NCBI's taxonomy places the organism in Eukaryota, Metazoa, Rotifera, Eurotatoria, Philodinida, Philodinidae. The record is from the annotation of a GenBank genome assembly.
AUGGACAACGACGAUGAGAAUAUGCUUUGUCUUUCUGUAAAUUCAACAGUACAAUCUUAUCCAGCAGCGCAAACAUCAGAAGAUGAUGAAAACUAUGAUAGUGAUCGUAUCGUCGACAAUUCAUCUUCCAGGUUAUGUUCUCUACAAUCUGAAGCUAGUGGUGAACAACGAAAACGUCUUAAAGGUGGUGGACAUAAGAUAAAAUAUGCUGAUUUAGAUGAUCCAUCUACAAUUCGACACGAGAAGAUAACGUUUAAAAAAUUAUUUCGACAAGGUGCAAAUUUAUCAACUGAAUUAAAACAUGAAGCACCAUCAAUCAAAUGGUACAGGCGGUUUAUGAUACGACAUCGAUUAUCUUUACAACGACCAAAAAGAAAUCAAAAGAUACCGUUAAUCGAAACUCAUGAACAUGCCACUUUGUUUUAUGAUUAUCUACGUGAAGCAAGCAAGUGGGGACCUAAACGAGGGCCUAUGGGUGCAUUCGUUCCACGUGAUGUGUGCAAUUUCGAUGAAUCACCCGUGGCCCUUUUUGGUGAUCAAACAAAACGAAGUAUGAACUAUGUGAAUGUUGACAAUGAAGUUGAAGGAAAUAUUUGUUCGAAAGUGAAAGAUAGCAACCCGAAGUUGUUGAUAACAUAUUCAUGUAAUUCUCAUUUGAAUCCUCUAGUAAAACAAAGCUUGCGACAGAGAAGUGUUGUUAUUGCAAUAAUUCCCAAAGGCUGCACACAAUAUUUACAGCUUCUUGAUACGCGCGUCUGCUCCAAUUUUAAAAUCCACUAUUUCAACGCAGCCGAAGAAUUUAUAGAAAAAAAUGGACCCAGGAACAAACUGAAACUCAAUGCUGCUCAAUCUAGAAUCAUAUGUACUCGUCUUACAUGGGAAGCCUGGAGGCGUACGUUAAAUUCAAUUGAUCUCAAAAAAGGCUUUACAGAAAUCGGAUAUACUUGGACAGAUUGUUCUAUUGUAUCACCUCGAACGUUACAUGGCUAUAUUUAUGAUCCUAACAAAGAAUCUCAAAUACAACCUAAUGAUCAUGAUGAUGAUAUUCAAAAUCAUAUUGCAAACGAAGCGAACCUGGCCAAUCAACAACACAUACAAGUGAUGUUAAAAAAUGGUUGUAAACAAUUGAAGUUAGAUGAAUUAUGGAAAAAAUAA